Messenger RNA from Cololabis saira (Pacific saury), 2033 nucleotides. It is a transcript of the gene cgasa, whose product is annotated as cyclic GMP-AMP synthase a. Bases 10 to 1737 code for a protein of 575 amino acids. Lineage: Eukaryota; Metazoa; Chordata; Actinopteri; Beloniformes; Belonidae. Gene Ontology annotation, biological process: positive regulation of type I interferon production; DNA damage response; negative regulation of double-strand break repair via homologous recombination. The record is from RefSeq and is a predicted model, not a curated record. The transcript is spliced from 5 exons. Gene Ontology annotation, molecular function: 2',3'-cyclic GMP-AMP synthase activity; chromatin binding; double-stranded DNA binding. Gene Ontology annotation, cellular component: site of double-strand break; cytosol; nucleus.
UUUAUCAUCAUGACUGGCAGAGGAAGACCACGCAAGGAGAAGAGUCCUGACUCUAAGCUCAGCAAGAGCAGAACUAGACCUCAACAAACUAAAACAUCUCCACCGAGACGGGCAGCUCGUACAGAGAAGGAAACUAAAACCACAAACGGACCAAAGAAACAGGAUCCACAAAAGCCAGACCACACUGAAGAGAAGCCAUCCGCCCAAAAGACGAGAAAGGGAAAAACCACAAACCACUUCAUGGAAGAGACCAAUGUGCAGUGUAGGACACCUAGAGACAGCCCGGCGCCGAAAACCAGUUCGACUCAAAGAUCUGCACUGGAGACUAAGGCGACACGAUCCAGCACACCCAAGGAGAAGAGUUCUCAGAAGACAAAAGAAAAGGAAUCCACUUGCCAGGCCACAUUUCAGAAAGAGCCUGCAAAGAAGCUGGUGACUCAGCCACGAACACCUCAGGGCCCUGCAGAAACAUACGGCGUUAGAGCCAAAGCAAACGGUUGUCUUUCAGAUGAGAUUACAGCAAAGCAGACAAAAACACUAAAAGACAUUAGAAGGGUUUCCGUCCACGAAAAGGCCACAAAUGCGUUGACCAAGAUGAAGCAAGUUUCAUUCGAGGAAAAAGUAGAUACGACCCUCCACAUGACCCUGAAGAACUUGAAGAUUAAGAAGAAGGACAUAUCCUGUGCAUCUGAAGUCGUGAAUGAAAUCCAACGUCAUGUAAUAAAACACUUGAAACAAAAUACGAUUUGUUUUAAAGAUGUAGAAGAACCACUACGCACAGGAAGUUAUUAUGAAAAUCUGAAGAUUUCUAAUCCUGAUGAAUUCGACGUCAUGCUGCCCAUCCCGGUUGACCGAGUCAACAUUGAACCAUUUGGAAGCGACGGAGCUUUUUACAGUGUGGGCUUAAAACGUGGCAAGAGCUCUUUGCAGAAAUUUGAGGAGGAAUUUGAGGACAACAGCAUUUUAUCUGCCACUAAAAUGCUCGAAGAGUUCAGGAAGGAAGUGAAGGAAUGUCUCAAGGAAUGUAAAGAAUGGACAAUGACAAAAAAGAAAAGAGGCUGUCCAGCAGUAACCCUAACAACAACAGUUCAAGCAGUUCCCAUUUCCCUGGAUCUUGUCCUCUGUCUCGGGGUUAAAUCGAGCUGGCCAUCUUUCACUAAAGAUGGGCUUAAAAUUGAGCACUGGCUUGGAAGUAAAGUAAAACAGGAGUACAAGCGAAAGUCAUAUUAUUUUGUCCCCAAAUAUGAGGGCAGGGGAACAGCAGAAAAUGAUGGGAUCCCUGCCAAAGAUGUUUGGCGUAUUUCAUUCUCUCACAUUGAGAAAGCCAUUAUAAAAAACCAUGGAUCGGAGAAGACCUGCUGUGAAAAAGCCGGUACAAGCUGCUGCAGGAAGGACUGUUUGAAGCUGGUUAAGCAUCUUUUGCACCUGCUGAAGGAAAAGAACCCUUCAUUCGACAAGUUCUGCUCCUACCACGCCAAGACCACGCUCCUCACCUCCUGCUGCUCCAGAACCAGCGACACAGAUUGGAAGGCCUCAGACUUGAGUCCCUGCUUUCAGCUGCUCCUGGACGACUUCUGCAAACACCUGAGAAACGGCCAACUGUGCAACUUCUUCAUCCCCAGUCAGAACCUGCUCUCCGGCCCUGGUGCCAAGAUGUGUGGAAAUCUGGCCGACUGCAUCAAGGAGCAGUGUGAAAAAGGCUUUCCUAUAUUUCAGCAAGAACUUAAAAUGUAUUAAGUGCCUUGUUUGAAGUUAUUCUAGUCCAGCAUAUUCUGAAAUGUCAUUCAUGUGGGAAAAUGUGGAGCUAAACCAAUGAUUAUCUUGAGAAUAAUCAAAAUUAUAUUAAUAAGUGUUUUUUGUGGUUUAAAUAAAACGGCAGGAGGAUAUCGACUUCUUUUUAAUAAAUCUUGAAGGGGCACCUUACCUGGUGCUGAGGCGAUAAACAGCCACGCAAACUAGGAGGGAAGAUGCAGCACACAACUAAUCAAAUCUGCCAAGUAAAAUUAGAAAUACGUAUCAAUUCAGAUAAUAGU